This is a messenger RNA of Paramecium sonneborni, 384 nucleotides long. The record is from the annotation of a GenBank genome assembly. NCBI's taxonomy places the organism in Eukaryota, Ciliophora, Oligohymenophorea, Peniculida, Parameciidae.
AUGAUGAAAAAAGCUUAAGAGAUUCCAGAAUUAAAAGCUUAUGAUCCUUAUUAACCAAAUGAUGAAUUAUUAGAUAAAUUCACAUAGAUAGGUAAAGAGAUCUUUAAAAAUUCUAAUGGCAAAGAAGCAACUGAGGAAUAAGUUAGCACAUUUAGAAAUUUCGCAAGACUCUAUGGAGUUGAUCAUUGUCCUGUCUAUUCUGUUAUAGGUAGUGUUGCAUCAUAAGAAUUGAUAAUAUCAACUAGUAGAAUUAAUGAACCAGCAUUAAAUUGGUUUUGUUAUGAUAGUGAAUAAUGUUAUGGUUAAGUAGAAAUUAUUUAGGAUAUUUCAUCAUUCCAAAUCAAACAUUUACCUGAGAGAAAACAAUUAAUUCCUAAAGAAUGA